CGUCCGGUUCCAAGUGAACCAUAUGGUUCGGUUCGCUUUAGGUGUGAACGUGAUCGUUUACUAUUAUUUAUUAUUUAGUGAUAUACUUAUGGGUCAUUAUUGCACAGUGGACCAAUAUGUCGGUUGAAAGUACAAAAAAUAUAUAACGUAGGCAGCAAUGAAACUGCAUGAUGUUCUAUGGAAAGUGGUAGCUCGUCGGACGAAAGAAAAUAAUUCCAAUGCUGGUUCGAUAUAAUAUGACCUGGAUAUAAUACUGGGUAAAAGACCGACGAGCAACCCAAAAUACGUGCUCGUGCAACAACAAAUCAUAACAAUUAAAGAUAUUCCAAUAGCAAUACGCUGCUCCAUUGUUGUUCGUGACAAGGAAGUGAUUUUCCCUCGCACAUUUUCUGUGCAAUAGAUUAACCAUCUGUACGACAGCGUGUUAUUGUUUUUUACAAACGUCAUAGUUUUUUUUUUUACAAACGUCAUUGUUUUUUACAAACGUUGUAUCACUUCAAAUAGCACCGUGUGAACACUAACCGGACCUAUUGAAAAAUGCAACCAAGUAGCAACUUAUCCACUAAUUCGGACCAAGAAAACGGACUAAUAGGUGUGAAAGCACCCUUAUAUUAAUCGCCCCCUUCUCAAUAAAUACAGGACAUACAGGAACAUGCAAAAAAGGGAAAAAUAAAUGAUCUACAUGUCAAAUUUGUACUACCUUGUGCUUUUUGAUUAACCUGACUCACCAGAUGGUUUGUCACACAUAUCCAUUUGGGAUGUCGUUAUUGGAAACGGCCGGUACAAAAUACAUGACAGGUGAUUGGAUUGAUCUGUCUAUCAACUUCAACCACAACCACAGCUGCCAGUAGUUCUUUAAACUAUGUUGAUUGGUCCAAACCUCUGUGGUUAGGCCACAAAUGGAGAAGGUUGGAGGAUGAUGGAUGGAGGUUGGAGGAUAAUGGAUGAAGGUUGGCCAGAUAGAUUCUCAGGUGGUUGUAAUCUCGCAAAUCCAGCUGUCUCGCAAGCUUACUAUUGGAUGCACCAAGAAAACAAUGGUAACAGGUGGGUCCACAGCACGCGUGUUCUCCAGUGCCAGUCAGCAGCCAGGGAGACACUGCAAACAUGAACGACACUCUGAAAGAAUUGGUGCAGUAUUGGAGGCUUUACCUGUUAAUGUUAGUCUUGGGAAUUGGGGGAUCAUUUCAGUAUGGGAUCCAAGUUUCCAUCAUGGCAUCCCCGGCACAGCAUAUCCAAGGUUUUGUGAACCAAACAUGGCUGGGACGGUAUGGGGUUCCAGUGGAGGAUUCCACCAACAUGCUCAUCUGGUCCUUCAUUGUGUCUGUGUUCAGCUUGGGUGGAUGGCUCGGAGCUAUCCACAGUGGCAGCCUUCCCGCUGUCCAUGGCAGGAAGAAAGCCCUGUUAUUUAACAAUGUGGUGGGCAUUGUAGCAGCUAUUGUUAUGGUCUUCAGUCCCAUGGCCAAGUCUUUUGAGAUGAUCCUGCUGGGCAGAUUUCUCUACGGAUAUAAUGCUGGCCUUGGUCUGAGUGUAAACUUGAUGUAUUUGGGCGAGAGCUCUCCCAAGAAAAUGAGAGGAUUCAUGAGCCUCACUUGCUCCAUUUUCAUUGGACUAGGGAAGAUUAUAGGCCAAAUUUUAGGCAUCAGGGAGUUGUUAGGGAGAGAUGACACGUGGCCAUUUCUGCUUGGCCUUUGUGGCCUGCCUGCUGUCCUUCAACUCCUGGCCCUGCCUUACUUUCCUGAAGCUCCUCGAUACCUCUAUAUUGACAAAGGUGACACUGAGGGCUGCAAAAGAGCUUUACAGUGGUUAUGGCAAGAGGAUGACCUGAAGCUUGAGUUAGAUGACAUGGAUAAGGAAAGAGAGAACUCCCAGGGUCAGAAGACUAAAACAGUGCUGGACGUGCUGCGAUCCCGCUGUGUAAGAUGGCAGACGCUGGCUCUUAUUUUUCCUUGUGCUGGCGUUCAGUUCUGUGGAAUUAAUGCUCUGUAUUUCUAUUGUUUUGACAUUUUCCAUGAAGCUGGAGUCGCAGAGGAUAAAAUGCAGUACCUGUCCAUUGGCAUUGGGGCAACAGAGCUCAUUGCCGUCAGUUUCUGUUCCCUGUUGAUAGACCGUGCUGGCAGGAAGAAUCUGAUGGGUUAUGGGUACCUGUUGAUGGGGGCCAUCAUGUCUGUGCUGAUUGCCAUACUGUAUUUCAAGGAUCUAUAUUUCUGGAUGCCGUAUAUAAACAUCACUCUUAUCUUCGCAGUCAUCUGUGUGUAUGGACUUGGGCCUUGUGGAGUGGCAAUGGCUCUUCCGGCUGACCUCUUUCUGCAGGCCUGGCGUCCCUCCGCUUAUGUGAUCAGCGGCACUGUCAACUGGCUGGGCCUGUUCCUCAUCGGCAUGUUCUUCCCCUACAUAGUGGAUGGUAUGGGAGAGUUCUGCUUCCUGAUCUUUGUGGUCUACUGCAUUUUCAGUGCAGCAUUCAUGCUAUAUUUCAUCCCAGAAACCACUAACAAAACUGUGAUGGAGAUUAUGGAAGACUUUAACAAACUGAACUACAAAAACAGGAAAUCUGACACGGAAAAGGCUAACUUUGGUUUUGUAACAAAAUUCUGAAAAUGUGUAUCAUUUAAAACUCUGAAAGCCCACAUCACACACCGUUUAAUUUCUAAUUUAAAUAACUUUAUCAUUGAGUUGCUUGUCCUUAACUGAUCUUAUAACUGAAUUUAAAAAGGAAGUCAGCAUGGUUUACUAUCAUCAUAAACAACCAAAAACACUGUUUCCACUUUUGUUGAAACUUGAAAGUUUUGAGCAUUAUUGGAAAUAAACAAAAGUACUAAAUAUG
Messenger RNA from Hypomesus transpacificus, 2821 nucleotides. RefSeq names its product solute carrier family 2, facilitated glucose transporter member 11-like. The transcript has 13 exons. NCBI's taxonomy places the organism in Eukaryota, Metazoa, Chordata, Actinopteri, Osmeriformes, Osmeridae. Gene Ontology annotation, cellular component: membrane. Gene Ontology annotation, biological process: monosaccharide transmembrane transport. The record is from RefSeq and is a predicted model, not a curated record. The coding region runs from base 1105 to 2592 and encodes 495 amino acids. Gene Ontology annotation, molecular function: hexose transmembrane transporter activity.